Cotesia congregata is the source of this 555-nucleotide messenger RNA. The record is from the annotation of a GenBank genome assembly. NCBI's taxonomy places the organism in Eukaryota, Metazoa, Arthropoda, Insecta, Hymenoptera, Braconidae.
AUGUUGUUUAUCACUGUUGUAUCUCUGCUAAUCGCUGGAACUUCAGCUGGAACUUUGCAACCGGGCCCGUGUCCCAAUAUCACUGGAAUUGACUUUGACAUGAAUCGAUUCGUAGGAAAAUGGCGCGACUAUGCAUCUACAGAUGAUCUAUACCAUAAUACUCUGCGGUGCGUAACGCAUUUUUGGGAACCGCCAGUUAACGGUGUGUCAAAUGUAUUUUCUACCGGAAUUACAAGAACCAGCCUGCUAGAUGAAGUUGAGAGUCAAGCUUACCUAAGCAAGCCAGACAAUGGCAUACAUCUGACAACCGUAAUACCGAUGAUUGGAACUCAGAGUAUUGAAUACUGGGACUUGGAAGACAUCUAUGACAAUGAUUCGAUAUGUUGGUCUUGUAAAGAAGUGGGAUCUUACCAUCUGCAGACAAUUACCAUAUGGACCCGCAGGAAUAUUCCAAGAGGAGAUGUCAUUGGAAGAGCGCGACAAUUAGCCGCUCAAAAGGGUCUGGCAGCAGCCCAUUUCGGGUUUUACUUCAACCCUUGUAAUGAAUUCAUUUAA